GCGUUUGUUUGGCCAUAGAAACCAAACAUUUUUCACUUUUAUUUGAAGUUAAGAGUUGUGUCUGGUUAUACUUCUUGUAAAAGUAUAUUUGGUUGUUUGUAAAAGAGUGAAAACAGGAUUUUAGGUGGUCUCCAAAUUCCAAGCCCUAACUUCAAGUUGUAUUUGGAAUUUUCACGUCGAAAUGGUUACUCGUGAGACACGCCAUGCAUCAUAAGAAAUAACGGAGUAGUGAUGGAGAAAGAAGAAGAGCUACAAGAAUCUGCUACUUCUUGCUUGCAUUUAGUCUCUGCCUUUUUUGCCUGUGAACCCCCCGACUUUGUUAUCUCAUAUGCCAGAAAUUUUGGAGGUGGUUCCAUUACGGAAAGAGUGCAAAGCUUCAUAUGGAACGGAUGUAUCAACAAAUCCGAUGUAAAGUGUAAUGGGCCUUAUUUGAAAAGAUUCUUAAAGAAGCUCAUUGUUGAAAUCGAGUCAAAUGGGGACGUUGUUUUGGAUGAAUUGUAUGAAAAGUAUAUCUUUUGUCUGGCUUGUGUGAAGGAUGAUGAAUUGGCUAAAGGAAACACAAGAAUGUUAAGAAGAUUUUCAUUUCUAUUUCCCAAGGAUUGUUCACAAGCCUCGAGUUGUCAAAUAUUUGGCAAAUUGGAAGUCACGUUGCAAUGUUCACUUAACAUGCUUGAAGGCGAUACAGGGUGCUCAAUUUGGCCAUCAGGUCUGUUCCUUUCAGAGUUCAUACUUUCUUUUCCAGAAGUGUUCUCAGGCAAAUCUUGUCUUGAGCAGGUUGGUUCGGGUGUUGGAUUGGUUGGUGUCUGUCUAGCUCAGGCAAAUUGCUCCAAGGUAAUACUUACAGAUGGUGACUUAUCAACUUUAGCAAACAUGAAGCUCAACUUGGAGUUAAAUCAGCUGGCCACUGAUAUGUUAGGUCAUACACAAAUAAACAACACGGUGCAGUGCUUGUAUUUGCCGUGGGAGUCCACCACAGAAAAUGAGCUACGUGAAUUCAUGCCAGAUAUAGUUUUGGGUGCAGAUGUGAUAUAUGAUCCACUCUGCCUACCACACCUUGUUCGAGUCCUCACGAUGCUUUUGAAGCGGGAAGAUCUAAACCUACAUCAUUUGAAUAAUGGCUGCAAGGAGCAUUUAAAUGGUAAUACUCAUGCUGAGCAUUUGUCACCUGCAUUAGGACAAGGGCCUGUUGCAUAUAUUGCUUCAGUAAUUCGCAAUAUUGACACAUUCAAUUGUUUCCUUUCGUUGGCGGAAAAAGCAAAGUUAAUUGUAUCUGACAUCACUGAUACGAUGAAGCCGCUUGACUUGUUUCCUUAUUUAAAAUCAUACGAGCGGUCUAGCAUUAGAAUGUUUAAAAUUUCAUAUUUGUGCAAAUAAGGCUACUGUAUAAUCAAACAGACACAAGUAGACUGUUGCAGUAGGCAAUUUUUUUUUUUUUUUUUUUUGUGCGAGGUACAAAUAAAAAUUUGUAUUUUUUUUUGUUGUUGUGAGAUUGACCAUAGAUUAAUUUCCUUUUUAUUUGGGAAUAUUGAUUACACUGCAAUUAUGAGCUUCAUGUUACUCUUUGCAAAUGACACGAGGAAAAUGUUAACAAUA
Lycium barbarum (goji berry) is the source of this 1593-nucleotide messenger RNA. RefSeq lists its product as uncharacterized. The transcript is spliced from 11 exons. NCBI's taxonomy places the organism in Eukaryota, Viridiplantae, Streptophyta, Magnoliopsida, Solanales, Solanaceae. Bases 232 to 1374 code for a protein of 380 amino acids. The record is from RefSeq and is a predicted model, not a curated record.